Molecule: messenger RNA, 7734 nt
Organism: Oncorhynchus kisutch (coho salmon)
Lineage: Eukaryota; Metazoa; Chordata; Actinopteri; Salmoniformes; Salmonidae
Exons: 4
Coding region: 408-4904 (1498 amino acids)
Molecular function (GO): phosphatase binding
Source: RefSeq, a predicted model, not a curated record
CCUGACGGGAUUUAAUGUAAUUAUAGGAUUACAGUUGUCGGACAGCACUGCAGCCGGGGAAUAUUUUCUACCAAUGGAGGUGUUUUAAGUGUAUAUACACUUAUUCACUGCGAGGUCAUCUUUAAAUAACGGAACCAUAUAAACAUUAUUAAUCCUGACUUUUUGACGUCGAUUAAUCAACUACAUCGGAAGCUAGAUACAGAACAACCUUCGAGGUAGUAUCUCGAGCGCAUUACGCACGACGGGAGGUACACAGUCGCUCUUCAUUCAGAAGAUGAAAACUCUCAAACCGACACAGAGGGGGAUAUAAAGCAUUACUGCGGAAUACCAAGGAUUUGAACUGUUGCCAGAGCAUCAAACGAGAGGACGAUUAGGAAUCUUGCCAAAAGCAAAAGCUCUUCUCUGUUAUGUCUGUCUCCUCUUUACCGGAAUGGAAACAACUCCUGCUGGAGCGAAAGAGGAGGGAGGAGGAGGAGCGAGAGAAGAGAGAAAAAGAGGAGGAGGCCAAACUCGCCAGCAUGCCUGUUUGGAAGCGAGGGAUCAUCCAGAGGAGAAGAAUGAAACAGGAGAGUUUCGGGGACAAGGAAAGAGAGGGCCCCCUCCAAGUCAAGGAGGGCAGGUCCCCUUCUGAUGCUGUGAGUGACCCAGACAGCGCUACACUGGUGCAGCUGGGAAGUGAAUCACCACUCAGCCCAGACAUCACAGGGCCUUGGCUGGAUGAAGAGUCUAAACCGCAGAGUCAGGUGUUAAGGGAGACCAUCACCACUGUCCAACAAAAUCCAUUCGUUCGCACGCAUGGCGUGUUGAGAAGGGGAAGAGAAGAAGAUAUGGCAGGGGAGAUGGGCCACGAGAAAGGGAAUGAGCAGGAAAUAGAAGUAGGGAGAGAGAGGGAAAAGGAGAAGGAAAGAGGCCAUGUCAAAGGUCAUGAUGGGGAGUCUGGGAGGGGAAGAGAUAUAGAAUUAAAACUACAGCGAUACAGGGAACGGAGUAGGGGCAGAGAAAGGGACAGAAGUGCCGGAAGAGAGACGAGCCGGGACACUGUGAGAGACAGGGAAAGGGAAUGCCUGAGAGGGAGAAAGGAGGAGGAGAGGGAGGAGGGAGACUCAGAUCCUCAAAACCCCAAGUACCCCCAUCCACUAGUCCCAGGCCUUCGUACCAUCAGAGCAGACAACAUCAUCAUUAUUGAACAGGACAGAAAGGGCAGUGAUGAAAGGAGGGGUAGAAGGAGAGAGUGGGAGAGGGAGGUGAUGGAAGAGGAGCAGGAAAAGAGAGACAUAAAGAUGGACCUCAAGGAGUUUCUUUCUGGUGGAGGGAGUGUCACGGAGAUCCGAGCAUCAGUGGGAUUGGUAAUUAAACCCUUAGCUGGCACUGAGGACUGCAGGAGUGGAAGUCUAAAAGGGGCAGGCAGGGAAGGAGAUGGCAAAGAGAAGGGAGAGAGAGAGGCAAAGUGCAAUAAAGAUGGAAGAAAGGACUGUGAGAGGGGGCUGGAGAGAGAGGUGGCGUGGUUGAUGAUGAAAGAUAAAGAGAGGGAGAACUUGAGGGAGAAAGACCGACCACGAACACACGCAGCUUCAGAACAAGAGAAUAGGAGAUGUGGUGACACAGAUGACAGUAUCCACAAUGAGAGAAGAGUUAGGGUGAGUGAGCUGCUGAGUAAAUUUGGGGAACAUACAAAGAAAUUCAGGGAACAUCCAAAGCCCCCGUCCCGGUCUAAAAGCUCAGAUUGUUUCAGCCGGCCUGGCAGGUACAGAGACAAUUUUGGUCUGGACGAGGACAAUGAUGGAGACAGGAGAGGGGAGGAGAAACGUGCAGGAUUCAGGGGUGUGCCCAAGCGGUCAUUCAGCUUCUCUGACCAGGUGAUAUGCACAAAGGAGAAUGGCAUGCAGGAUGAGGGGAACCAUGAUAGGAAGAUGGUGGAGAGGACAUGUUCAGACAGGAGGGUGGCACCUCGGGGAGAUGUAGUGGAGGGGGAAUGGUCAGAGAGGGGAGGCAAGCAGGGGGGCUGGACCCGGUUUUCAGAUAAAGAGCGGGUGGGGAAGCAUAGAGAGGGAUUCAUAAAAACAUACAGGGAGGAAGAGGGGCAGCCUGAGAGACAGCCUGCGUUGGAAAGUAACACAGGGAAAGAGACUGACCAUGGGGUCGAGAUUGUAACACAAGUGGAGUUAGAAUAUCGGAACACGGGGACAGAGAAACUAACACAGAAUAUGUGUGAGGAGGCAGGGUUUACAAGGGCCUCAGUUAAAAACACAGAGGCCUCAUUUGUGCAAGGAGUGCCCAUUAAACACGAUGGGCGAGAGAGAGCAGUGGAAAGAGAGGUAAAGCGAAUGACAGAAGAAAGAGAGAGAGGGAUGGAGAGGGCGAGGAGCACAGAGAGAGAGGUGGUGGUUGGAAGACAGGCAGAACCUCAAGUGAGGGACAGAAGGGGGUCAGCCAUUAGAAGAGGAUCAGACGCAAGGGAUGCCAAGAGGAUGUCAGAAGUAAGGGACUGCACAAUGUCAGUUGAAACAACUCAGCAAAACUGUGUGAUCACCCUCUCUGUAGACAGAGCCAGUCCUCCUCAGUCUGUCGAAAGCCAUUACAGACGUGUCUCAGCAUUGACAGAGUGUUCAACCACCUUGCUCAGCGCUGUGGCACACAGAGGAACAGAUUGGCGUAGUAGUCAAGGAGCGCCGGGGAACCAUUCAACCCAGUCAGCACUAUCACAGCACACGGGGGAUCUUAUCAACAAGACAGGGAGAGUCGGAGAGACAGCCAACGAACUUGACAAUCACACAGGGACCCAAGAUCGCAAACGUGUGACGAGGGAGGACACAGAGAAUGUGAGAGGGAGCAAAGCUUACAGGGUGCCAAGUGAGGUGAGCAAGGAGAGCGCACACUCACCUGGCACACACGUGCACAGUCACGUCUGCCCCGAAAUGUCCGUCCAGGAAGUGACCCCUGAGUCUCCCAAGUCUCCAAAGCACGUUGCCUCAGUUGGAAUCCCCCCAACGCCACUUGAGCGACACAUACCCAGGACAGUGUUCUACGGUGUGGAGGAGGUAUUAGAGAACAAAAGGCCAAGCCUCCAAAGCGAUGACGACCAGAGCUGCGAAGAAGAGGGAGGGAAAGGUGUGGAGAGGAGGGAUAGUUGGAGGAUCGGCAAGCCUUUGUCUCGUAUCGAAUCCCUGCGAGAGAAAAUCCGGCAGAGGGAGAAGGAGAGGCUGAGGAACACGGAGGGAGCGGUAGCAACGGGGGAUGAUGGAGAUGCGACUGAGGGAAUGAAAAGGGCUGGGACUAGAAGGGUUAGAAGAGCUUCAAGUUCAGAUAUGUGUGAUGAAGGAGAGAGGGGGAACGAAAUGGGGCGAGAGAGACAGAGACAGGAAGGCUCUGCACAGCAGACAACAUCCACUCAGUUUUACGUCACACAGGAAGCGAGCGUGUCAAAAGCCGACCCUGAGCUUCCUGUUCCUCUUUCAUUCUCGCAAUCUGUCAAAGGAGAGGAAGAAAGCGAUCACACGAUCGAGAGAGAGGAAGAUCCAAUAAAACAUGUAGUAGAUGAGUUACGGUGUGACAGGGGUCGGCAGAGAAAACAGGACACCAGAGGCAGAGGAGGAGAAGUAGCAGAGGAUAAACUCUCGGAGGAAGAGGACAGGUUGCAUUAUCUGCCUCCUUCACCCUCUCCUUCACCCUCAGACUCUUUCUCCCCCUCUCUUGCUGAGAUGAGCCGGAUCUAUAACCUGAAAACAGUGGGGUCCAGGACGGCGGUGUGCAUGAGUGAGAGGACCGUGGAUAGGCCUAUCCCUAUACAUACACCCAACGUACAGUCCCGCAUAUCAGCAGAACAACAGGAGCCAAGCAGUCUGGAGAGAUCCGUUGGGAUGCUGACACAGAAGCAGCUGUGGGGUGGUAGUGGGGCAUCUGGAAAUAAGGCCUCUUGUGAUGAGAAUUCCGGACUUCAGAAAAUACAGCGUCAGGUGGAACAGCUUCAGUUGCGAGAACAACAGGAAGUACAGAGACUAUCACACGACGACAACGCAGAACAGUCGACUUUUAGUAAAAAAACUAAUUUGAAAGCUAAAGCGUCUGAAGCUCAGCAAAGCACAAGGAUAUCACACAACCAGCCUAAUAAGGAACCUCAACAGAUGCAUCCGAGGCAAAAGGACCAGCAAACACCUCUAAAUCCCAGAAAAUGUCAGUCUAAUCCGCAGUUGCACUCUGAAAGGCCUCCUCAAUCCAAUCGUGCCCAAUCCAUUACCAUCAACUCCAGAUCUCUCCUGACCCCCUCUCCUGAGAACUCAUUACACCCAGACCAGGGAGUCCCACCCAGCACAUCAUCCUCCCCAUGUUCACCCUCCCCACCCCAGUCGCCCUCCGUCUCUCCCUCUCCUUCGCCUUCUCCGAUCCAUUUCACCAUCAGAACAGGCUCUAGAGGCCAGCAGGCCAAGAGGGGCACCACCAUCACCAUCACCCCAAGGAAGCCUGUUGGAGGGGCAGCCGUAGAAUCGGUUUCAGUAUCCUCAGGACCCUCAGUCAAGACGUCUACUAAGUCCCAGAUGCCUGUCCUAACCGAGAUAGUAGAGAGAGGCAAGAAGAGAUACCCCACUACAGAGGAGAUCGAAGUGAUCGGCGGAUAUCAGAACCUGGAUAAGUCUUGCCUGGUCAAGACUCCCAAAGGGACUCCCAAAGGGGUGAAGGUGUGUUUCGACGAGACCCAGCUGGAGCAGGUUUUUGAAUACCCAUCAGAGGCCUCUAUGAUAGCCUUUACCCCCUACCCCAUACCAGGUCAGGAGAAAGGGAAGGAGGAUGAGGUGCAGGAGGAAGAGGAGGAGGAGGAGAGAGGAGUGUUUGUGUCCGGGAGCAGCAGGAACGUGGGAGCAGCGGCUGGCCUGAGAGUACUGAGAAUAGAUGAGUCUAGCCAUCGGUAGAUGUCAGCUCGCCAAAUAGCCCAAGUGAUGUUUCAUAUUAGAUUUUUGUUUCCUGUAUUUUGUUUAUUUAAAAUGAUAUAAUUAAUGUUGGUAAUCUUUUUUGAUGUUCAAUGUUUUAUUUUACUUAGGGUCAGGGACUAUUGGUUUUGAAUUAAAAAAAUGAUGGUUUUGAGCAGUUUAUGAGUUGAAUGAUGGCGCAUGUAGCGGAACUGGACUUUUUAUUUUACUUCUAUUUCAAGGUAGAAGUGCAAAGGAAAUAUGAAAGCACAGUACAUAUUGUAGCCUAUAAGUUUGAAUAUAUAAAAGUGUAUUUUUACCAUCAGGUGUGUACUGUUGGGUGAUGAUCACAUGUCAAUGCAAGUUAGUGGAUUACUACAAAAGUAGUAAUCCACUAACUUGCAUUGACAUGUGAUCAUCACAUGUGAACAUGUGAGUCUUGUGAACAUCCCUCAUCUGUACAGUGCCUUCAGAAACUAUUCAUACACCUGGACUUAUGCCACAUUCUGUUGUGCUAAAGCAUGAAUUCAAAAUUUAUUAAAUAUAUUUUAUUUCUCACACAUCUACACACAAUAGCCCAUAAUGACAAAGUGAAAACAUUUUUUAAAAAAUAAAAUUUUACAUCACACCCCAGAGCCAAUACAUCCAGCUCUUUCAAGUUGGUUGUUAAUCAUUGCUAGAAAGUCAUUUUCAAGUCCUGCCAUAGAUCUUCAACCCUAUUUAAGUCAAAACUGUAUCUAGGCCAUUCAGGAACAUUCAAUGCCGUCUUGGUAAGCAACUCCAGUGUAUAUUUGGCCUUUGUUGAUUCAGAGGGAAUGGGUUAAAUGCAGAAGACGCAUUUCGGUUGAAUGCAUUCAGUUAUGUAGAUAUCCCCUUUCCCUUAUUGUCCUGCUGAAAGGUGAAUUUGUCUCCCAGUGUCUGUUUGAAAGCAGACUGAACCAGGUUUUCUUCUAGGAUGUUGGUUGUGCUUAGGUCUAUUCCGUUUAAUUAUUCUUAUUUGUUUUAAACUCCUUAGUCCUUGCCAAUGACAACCAUGUCCAUAAUAUGAUGCAGCCACCACCAUGCUUGAAAAUAUGAAGAGUGGUACUCAGUGAUGUGUUGUGCCUUAUGGCAAACAGGAUUGCAUGUUUUGGGAUAUCUUUAUUCUGUAUAGGCUUCCUUCUUUUAACCUUUAUUUAACUAGGCAACAGUUCACUCUGUCAUUUAGGUUAGUAUUGUGGAGUAACUACAAUGUUGUUGAUCCAUUCUCCGUUUUCUCUUAUCACAGCCAUUCAACUCUGUAACUGUUUUAAAGUCAGCAUUGGUCUCAUGGUGAAAUCCCUGAGCAGUAUUUUCUAUUAAAUUGUAAAAAUAAAAAAAUAAAAAUUACAAACAUAAUUCCAAUUUGACAUGAAAUGGGGUAUUUUGUGUAGGCCAGUGACACAAAAUGUGGAAAAAGUCGAGGGGUGUAAAUACUUUCUGAAGGCAUAGUAGUUUCUGGCAAACCAUGGCUAUAUGUAACAUGAUGACAAUUCACUUUUGUUCAAUUACGGUUUCUGUUUCAAUCACAAACUGGAUUUAAGUGAGACUUAAUGCACAUGAUUGAAAAACCUGAUGAUACAUUAUGUAAUGAUCACCAUUACAAGUUUUGAUUUUUAACCACUAGUGGAAUUAAUGUGGUAGGAUGAAAAACAGUAGUCUAUGUACUGUAUCUAUAGUACUUUGACUGUAUAGUUUUGAAUGGAAAAGGUAUUAUGUUUGGGUCUCUGGUGUUAUUAUGUAAGACUACAGCACAUGUGUGAUGUGGGUGAAAAACAAAGACCAUGAUUUUCAGACAUUUAAUAUAUAGAAUGGUCCUUUGGAGUAUGGAUUGUUAAUGUAUAUUUGACAUUUGUAUAUAAAAGCAUAAUUGACCAAUAAUUAAUCAAAGUUGACGGUUUGGCCUUACCCAGGUCUCCUUUAAGACUCCCUAAUGUUUUAUCUGUAGGUGCUACAAAGAAAACAUUGGUGUCAUAGGAAGCUUCACCGAUUGCUUUGUAAUAUGAGAAGCAUUUUGUUUUCAAUAACAAUAUUCUUAUUAAUUUAUGAAUAUUGAAAAACAAAAAAUGAUUUAGCAAAAUGUUUAAUAUAUUGUCGAACGUAAUAUACUCUACGGACAUAUCAAAGUUCCAGAGUGGGAUCUCUGCUAUUUUUAGAGUUAUGAUCCAAUUUGUAACAGAGUGAAUGUGAAAAUGGAUUCAAAAUGGUCACCCUCUUCUGGUGAUUUGCCGGAUGUACAAUACAUUAAAAUAUUAGCCAAAUUCAAAUUGUAUAUUUCAAUAUUUAUGUUUAUAUUUUUCAAUAUUCAUUAAUUAAUAGGAAAAUUGUUAUUGAAAUCAAAAUGCAUCUCAUGUUGCAGAGCAAGCGGCAACGCUUCAUAUUACACCAAGUUUUGCUUUAUGGAGUCUUAAAGGAGGGUUAUAUGGCAACUUGUAUUAUUUCUCAAUUAAGCUUUUAGAUACAAAUGUCAACAAUACUUCCUCCAAAAGGACCAUUCUAUGGAUUAAAUGAAGUGAAAAUCCCCCAAAUCAUGGUCUUUUUUUUGGUCCUAGUUCGUGACGAAUCACCCACAUCCAAAAUAAGGGCACAAAUGUUAUCAUGGUUCCAUGAGAUGCUGUAAUCUCAAUUUUAGGUGCUCUUUUUUACGUGAAAGAAUCUAUCUGAAGAAUAUCAUAUAUAUGGUAUAUCUGAUUUAUGCUCCCAUGUUUACAAUUUUGAUACUUUGAUUUAUUCUUUCUGUUUUCAAUUGCGGUCGAAGAAGCUGGCUUCAAGAGAGAAAACACAUCUAAUAAAUGAUUUGAAAUUAAAAGUGUCA